Messenger RNA from Ogataea philodendri, 651 nucleotides. RefSeq lists its product as uncharacterized. The record is from RefSeq and is a predicted model, not a curated record. Lineage: Eukaryota; Fungi; Ascomycota; Pichiomycetes; Pichiales; Pichiaceae. The transcript has a single exon. Gene Ontology annotation, molecular function: protein binding. The coding region runs from base 1 to 651 and encodes 216 amino acids.
AUGUCUAACAUCUGGAUUGCCGCCUCAGACAACAACGUCGAUCUUGUGAAGCAGUUUCUUGCGUCGGGCGAUUUCUCUGCAAAUUCCAAAGACCCCAACGGAUACACGCCGAUCCACGCCGCCGUUAGCUACGGUAAUCUUGACCUGCUAAGAUAUUUGAUUUCCCAAGGAGGUGACAUCAACGUCCAGGAUUCGGACGGAGACACUCCUUUGCACCACGCGGAGUCUGUGGAGGUUGCCAAGGUGCUGGUUGAAGAACUGAAUGCAGAUUAUAAGCUGAAAAAUAACGAUGGUUUAACGCCUGCAAAAUACCAAGAAGAAGAGCAGGAGUUCCCUGAACUGAUUGAAUAUCUCUCGUCGUUGGAGAAACUCGGUCCCGUUUCGUCGAUGAAAACAGGAUCAUCGAUGUUUGACGAGAAUUUGCAGCUUCCAAAUGGCGAGAAAGUCAAGAUGUUUUUGGCAAAGGACUCCGACGAAGCACUCAACCAGGACCUGAUCCAAAGAAGACAGGAGAUCGAACAAAUCAUGAACCAGGACAUCACAGAAGAACAGAAAGACGAACAGCUUAAAAACCUCAUUUUGAACGUGGUAUCUGAUAACUUUCAGCAGCUCAAAGAACCGGAGGCUCCAGACUCCAAAAGACAGAAAUAA